GGAGUUGCUUCUUCUUGUAAACAUGCGGUAACUUCUCGUAGACGGACAGUUUCCGCCCCAAGUGAGGUCGGCAGGGUCAAGUCGCAAGCCAACCUCUGGUUAUUAACAGGGUAAUUAUUUCCAUCCAUGAAUAUUACGUUGCUAUUAUCAUCAUCAUUAUCAACACGAAGUUGAUGCAGUUAUCCUCGUUUUAAGCAGAGGCCACUUCUUGUCCAAUGCUUUCCCAGCCGCCUCUCAUGUUAGCAUCUUGUCCAAACCUGCCAGAAACGUCAUUUCGUUCCUCUGUCGGACUUUAUUUGACAAACAAACCAGGUCAUGAGGAACUAUCGACUUAGCAAUCAAAUCACCUAUCGUUCAGUCACCUGCCGGCAGGUUGCAACAAACAAGAUCGUCGAUUGUCAUAUAUCAAAAAAAAGAAUAAUUGUGAGAGUUUCAGUAUAAAUUUGACUCCAGUCUCCUUUUGUAAACAAAAACCCGACGGGCGACUUAUUAGUGAACGUGAUUGAUUAGCAAGAAGCAAAAAUGGACGGAUCACUUCUGGGGUACAGAGUAGCCAAUAAUUACCGACUGCAUCAACAGCCGCACGUUACAGCUUGUGCUAGUCGCUACCCAUGGAAAGUCCUUGUCGAUCAUCUGUCUGUCACCAGUCUAGAAUACAGAACACUGUAUCCGUACUUCGUACCAACUUAGCCUUCGGGUCCGAGCUGUUAUAGGUGCUAGCAGACACACAUCUGACUCAAUAAAAGAAGAGUCAUGAUAUCCAAGCGGACUGUCCAGUUGUGCAGGUCCUGUUUCUACUACGCAGUACUCUUCGUUUUAAUAUGACAGGGUUUCCUUAUGGUCACUAGCUCUAUGAGUCGGAAUUUCACUCCAGACGGUCGACCAACAGUCCAUUCACGAUGCUGUACGUUUUGAGUUCGUGCUUCAAAGGAACACUUGGGCCUUCACUGUCACAAGCUGUGUCAUGAUGACGAUCUUCAGCAGGACGUUAAGCACUGCCAUAUGUUCACACAACCCUGAUGAUCCCCCUCAAGUGCCGAUAAGCAGAAUCCUCAGUUGAAAUAAUGUAGUAUAAUGCGAAUCUCCACAACGUGUCUCAUAUGACGCUGUAUUCUUGGCGAGAUUUGAUGGAACUCCGAAGGACAGACGCAGGCACGGCCCAGGCGCGACAAUUUGGAUUGACCAGGGUCUUUUUAUUCUACUUCUUCUACGACUCCUUCCAAUAUUGGACACGAUUUAUUAGAUACAGACUCCGCUCAAUACAGCCCGGGCCUUCCAGCGGUUCUUACAUCUCUUAAUGAGAUUCGCUAACAGCUAACGUUCAUUAUUAAAUUAGAAUGCACCCAGGCGAUGACACUGGAUACCUUAAGCGUCGAUGAAAUCAGACAGAUGUGAAGCCACUCUAGUGACAAUCCAGAAGCUCCUUCAUUCAUUUUGGGCCAAGCCACGCUUUGACUGUCUCACAGCGAGCGAGCGUUAACCCGACCAAAAUUUUCAAUUACCGGUCUGCCACUUUAUUCCAGUUCUUGCUUCGAAAGCCAAGCCGCGAAUGGAAGUCGAAGCACAAUCCUCAGCUUCUAUGCUCUCGUGCUGACCGACAAAAUUGACGCUCCUCACCACGCAUGAAUACUUGGUCACGAUGAAGCAACGGUCGUCACCGCUUCUUGUUCCCUUCACCUAUGGAUGGAUACGGUGAAUCUCUUCCUCGGCCAGUGGACCCAUCUAUCGUCACAGGUAGAUUUAUACACAUGGAGCACGAUGCACCUAAAAUUGACUUUCUCCGUGGCAUCAUACAUAUACGUGACCAUGCGUUAUCUUACCCUAAUGUUCUUUCAAUCGUCCCCGAGUAUCAUGAUUAAGGUAUUUAUCCAUGUGGUUGGAAAAGCAGGGACCCGGGGCAUGUUCACAUGGUUACUGUCACUUAUUCGAGGACCAUCCGUCCCCCUGGCCAGAGAAAAAGCUUCUGGAACAUCGAAUGGCCUUAUCUCCCUCCACCAAGACCCCAUCAGCAACUGGGGACGGAUGCAUAUAGUUAACUAAUGGACACUUCGCCCGUUGCCCGAGACUACUGGAAAGGGCAAUUAGUCUGUCGGUAAGAGCAGUGUCCGUAGUGUCCUGCAUAUGAGGUGCAUGAGGCUACAUCUAUCGCUAAGUUUUUGGGUGUUUCUUUUGGGACAUCCCUGACUGUACACGGGUUAAUCCAGGGAGGAUAUUGUCGAUGAACAGAUAUUACCGCCGACUCAAAGGCGCGCUGAAUCUGACUCGCCGAACGAUUCAAGACCGCUUGCUCCGUAAUAGCCUCGACUUGGCUGUCAAAUCGGCCGAGGGGAUCGCAUGUAUGUACAUCUGGAGAGAAUCAUCCCACAGCCAAGUAUCUCUACCUGUACCUUGCAUGGCACCGCACCUGGGAUUGAUACCCCUGGAUACAAAGCCCUUACUGUAACGUCGCCUGCUAGCAUUCAUGGUACUUUCGUCAGUGAGCCCGUCGGACACGGCUGGUUGUAUCUGCGCUAGGUGGGCAUUCAUGCCCAACAUUUGCCUCUCGUCAAACAAGACACAAAUUCGAUAUCGAGCCAGAAAAGACAUACAUGUCCAGGGAGCACUCCCGUCUCCAUGCUUCCGAGUCCAAUUGUGGCCAACAUGGAGAAGGGUGUGUGCCCAGUUCGACUCGACGGAAUAGUUUUCUUUAAUGCCACUGUGCGUUACGAUCCCUCAGUUGAAAUGUCACACCGGCUUUUCUGCCUGUCUUCGGCAUGUUAUCCGCUUGGAAUCGCCAGUUGGUCCAGCCCUGCUUCUCGAGUAAAUUAACUUCAUGUCCCGGCCAAACUAUUGGUCUAAGGAUUUAUCUUCUUGACUGUGCUACUUUUGUAGCACGGAUCUCAAGAUCAAUUGCUCAAAGCUCGGGCGACGUCAGAGGCGUGUCAAUAAUCAGAGUGAUAGUCCACAGAGCAGCGAAAUACCUAAACUACAUGUCACAAUUAUUACUGGCUACCAAGGUUGCUGGCAAUUUGCCAUCAACCCAGUCGUUGGCGAGCUCAGGUGUCAAACCCUGGUUGAAAACGGUGGGAGACGACCUCUCUUCAGAGCUUUCCAGAUCGCCGGGACGACGCUAAUGGAUUAAUAACUCCCUUGGGGUUCGUCUGGGAACGUUGGCGUCGCUGAAUGCGACGUCAUGUGUAUGCGAAGGCAGUGAAGCGAUGCAGGGGGGUCGCGCCAGACAUGGGUAACCGUAUGAGUGCGUUGCAGUGCUUACACUGCUGAGCGGACAUGAAUGUUAGUCAGUAGGUCUAAAUCAGUGACGUCUCUACUGUAGGACACUCACUACCUUACUGUAAGGUUUGAGAGGCGGUACGGUACGGUACCAUUGGCGAAAGUAGACGAAGACAAGCCACCACACACCGACAAACCACGACGGGCACCGACAACAUGGAACUGGGUCAAGCUGACCUCUCAUAGCCGUCACCGACUCGGCAGCAACAGGGGGGAGUAAACGACUGGAAGAAAAAGCAAAAAAAAACCACGGCAACGAGUCAGUCACGGCUCGUCGGCGUCCCCAAGUGACCCGGAGGUCAGACACAAUUCACAACUUGAAAGGUUAAGAGGCUCGGAGCCGCCUGCGGGCCGGUGCGGACGCGGAAUCGGCUUCUUCACUUUCCGUACGCUACCUAAGUACAUAGUAUGAUCUUAGUGGACUGGCCAUCUUCAUUUGAAGGCAUCGUAGAUGCUCGCGGUGAUGGAGCAGCGCUAGAACAAAAUAAGUGCAAGAUUGUGACCUCCAAUCGCAUUGGAUCUAAAAGUAUCCCCAAAGGGGCAAAUCCUUCUUCUGACGAGCCACGCGCCACACUAUUCGUAUGCUUAUUUAGCACUUCUCCUCUCACUCUCCCUUACGCCGGUCAGAAUAAGCUAGCCGUUUCGUGAAGCUCAUUCAUUCAUACAGCAGAGUAACAUGCAGAUACAGAUGAUCCUCCCACAACUUAAUGACACCUCGCUUAUUUCUAUGUGUUAUUCUUGGUUGCCCUGAAACCUUCUUGGAGCUUUCCUGCCCUUGCUUGAAACUCAGCAAAGCAGGGGGCGGCCAAUUCUUGAAUCGAAUCGAGACCCAUUCAAGCCGCUGGAGGCUGAGACAUUGCAGGUGCCGUGUCCAUGUCGUCGGUGACAGCAGAAGCCGUCGCUUCAGCAUGUCAUCGCCUUCCUUGCUCGGCCGCCAGGCCCAAGAUGGCUCUACGCCGUGGUGGUAUUCACCAGUGUUCACCACUCACCACUCACCACUCACCAGUUGUUCCUCUUGGCAGGUAAACAAACUUGAAUCGUUAUUGGGGGUGACAUUGGGGGGCUUGUUUACAAUACGAGCUGUGUUCUUGAUGCUGAUGCCCCCAUAGUUUUCAAAUCUACGUUGUUACCCUACAUUUCAUAGCUACGACAAAGGGUUCGCAAACCCAUACCUAUUCCAGUGAUAGUUGCUAUUAGGCGCAUUCCACCGUCUUUUCUUCGUUGUUCUAGAAGACUGACUAUUUAUGACCUGUCAGCUCUGUUCAGCUACCCCGAAUACAGUCCUGGUAUUGACGCCUCC
Messenger RNA from Fusarium odoratissimum NRRL 54006, 4570 nucleotides. RefSeq lists its product as uncharacterized. Bases 3978 to 4379 code for a protein of 133 amino acids. The record is from RefSeq and is a predicted model, not a curated record. The transcript has 2 exons. NCBI's taxonomy places the organism in Eukaryota, Fungi, Ascomycota, Sordariomycetes, Hypocreales, Nectriaceae.